Molecule: messenger RNA, 1837 nt
Organism: Notothenia coriiceps (black rockcod)
Lineage: Eukaryota; Metazoa; Chordata; Actinopteri; Perciformes; Nototheniidae
Gene: gnai3
Product: guanine nucleotide binding protein (G protein), alpha inhibiting activity polypeptide 3
Exons: 8
Coding region: 47-955 (302 amino acids)
Biological process (GO): G protein-coupled dopamine receptor signaling pathway; adenylate cyclase-modulating G protein-coupled receptor signaling pathway
Cellular component (GO): heterotrimeric G-protein complex; cytoplasm
Molecular function (GO): G-protein beta/gamma-subunit complex binding; GTP binding; G protein-coupled receptor binding
Source: RefSeq, a predicted model, not a curated record
UCUUUCAGGUGCUGGGGAAUCUGGAAAAAGCACACUAGUCAAGCAGAUGAAAAUCAUUCACGAAGAUGGCUACUCAGAAGAGGAGUGCAAGCAGUACAAAGUGGUCGUGUACAGCAACACCAUCCAGUCCAUCAUGGCCAUCAUCCGCGCCAUGGGUCGCUUAAAGAUAGAGUUCGGAGAUGCUGCACGAGCGGACGAUGCCCGCCAGCUGUUUGUCCUGGCGAACUCUGCGGAGGAAGGCGUGUUGCCGUCCGAGUUGACCACUGUGAUACAGAGGCUCUGGGGCGACGUGGGAGUUCAGACGUGCUUCGAUCGAUCACGAGAGUAUCAGCUCAACGACUCUGCUGCAUACUACCUGAAUGACCUGGACAGGAUCUGUCAGCCCAACUACGUCCCGACUCAGCAGGAUGUGCUGCGUACACGUGUGAAGACCACUGGCAUCGUGGAAACUCACUUCACCUUCAAAGAUCUCUACUUCAAGAUGUUUGAUGUCGGUGGUCAGCGCUCAGAGAGGAAGAAGUGGAUCCAUUGUUUUGAGGGUGUCACAUCUAUCAUUUUCUGCGUAGCACUCAGUGACUACGACCUUGUCUUGGCUGAGGAUGAGGAGAUGAACCGGAUGCAUGAGAGCAUGAAGCUUUUUGACUCCAUCUGCAACAACAAGUGGUUCACACUCACCUCCAUCAUCCUCUUCCUCAACAAGAAGGACUUGUUUGAAGAGAAGAUCACCCGGAGUCCGCUCACUAUUUGCUGGCCCGAAUACUCUGCUGGGAAUUCGUACGAUGAGACUUCAUGUUAUAUCCAGGCCCAGUUUGAAGACCUUAACAAACGAAAGGGCACCAAGGAGAUCUACACUCACUUCACCUGUGCCACAGACACCAAGAAUGUUCAGUUUGUGUUUGACGCCAUCACCGACGUCAUCAUCAAGAUCAACCUGAGGGAGAUCGGGCUUUACUAAAGCUUCAGGCGCUGCAGGUGUCAGGAGCAGAAUUGGGAAUUGGGACUUCUGGGCUGGUAUGUCUUGUCUGCAGAAGGAGAAUUAGAAAGUAAGGACUAAGAUGGUGCCAUGCUGCAUUCAGGACCUAAAUUCCGCAAUUUGGGGACUUGAUACCACCAUUACUCAAUAGAUGUUAUGAUGCAGAGCGCACUGGGAGGAAGUGAAAGUGGUGGAGGCUUGUGAAAUGAUCGCUGUGAGAUUUGUGAAGUCCUGUCAUAUACAAGACCUUUGCAUCAGUCUGGGGCUGACAGGUAAAGCUCCUCUGAUGUCUCUGACGCAUUUAUAGUUUGUCUAUAUGUACAUGGACCAAAACAGACUGCCUGUUUAUCAGAUCCAUUUCACGGUUUCACAGCUGAUGUACAUUCUGUUCACUUUUCUUUCUGUUGCAAAGCUUAAUUCUGUAUUACAUUACUUUUAUUGAAUAUUUGCAUAUAGUAUAUUUUAAUUUUCGGAUGUGUGAAUGCGUUAAAUUAUGCAUUGAGAAGCGUUUUGUUCGUAACCUUUUGGGUCUGGGAUUAGUUAGCAAGAGUGUAAUGAACAAAGUAGCAACACGGCUGUCUACAUAGUUAAUAGUUAAUCAUUUUUAACUUGACAACAUUGUAUUGAACAAUAUUUUUGUACACAUCACUGCAAAUCAAUUUGUAAAGGGAGAUCUUGAUUUCCCUGUUUUUUUUUCAAAGGGGGUAUAAUAUGACCUACUUUUAUCACUAAGGUCAAUAUGGAAUUUUUUGUUUAGUUACUGAUGAUAUAUUCAAGGAUUAUUCAUUGUCAAAGUGCAGCACAUGGUUCCACAAUGAAAUGCAGUUGUAGCUUAGUUCAUUAUGUUGCAUAUGAAACACAUGA